CUUCUUCAUUUCAACGGUGCAAGCGGAAAGAUUCGGCCUGUACGAUCAAUGCUAUUAAUGGAGCUCUAAAGUAUAUGAAGAACGGUAUGCCCGAGUUAGGAAUUCUUCCCAUUGACCCUCUAACAAUUAACGCGCUGUCGAUAGAACACGGAUCCCAGUCCUCGAUUAAUCUCAAACAGGACUUUAAAAAUGUCAGAUUGAGCCACUUAGCGGAUUCAUCUUUAACCAUGUUCAAAUUCGAUAACGAUAACUACAUCAUGAAAGCCGAAGCUGUGACCCCUUUUUUAGAGUUUUACGGAGAUUACAAAAUGGACGGACGUGUUUUGUUGUUGCCAGUGGUUGGUCAAGGUAUCUCAAAUGUAACGAUUCAUGGACUCCGAACAAAACACGAAGCAUUUGGUGAGCUGGUAAAAAGUAGAGAUGAAACAUACAUGCGCAUAAAAAAAUACAAUGUGAAAUUUGAAGAGCCCCAAUUUAUGUCGCUGCACUUCGGUAAUCUGUUCAAUGGUGAAAAAGUAUUAGGUGAUACUAUGAAUAGGAUCUUAAAUGAAAAUUGGCGACUAAUGUUCACGGAGUUGUGCGGAGCCUAUGAAGAUACAUUUGGUUAUAUUUUCAGAGACAUCACUAACAAAAUUUUUCUUAAAGUUCCUAUGAACAAAAUCUUUCUAGAAUAAUAAAAACAUCUACGUGAUAAUCUAUUAUAAGGAGUUGUAAAAAACCAACGGAGACAUUAAAUCAAUCAUUUAAUGUUGGCUUUAGAUAGAGACGGUAUAGUAAACACAGACUGGCGAAGCACAACCAAACGGACUAUCUAAAUGUGGAGCUGACAAACGUUUUUAUAGUGGAGUGUAUUGAAAUCACUUCGCAUUGCUUUAACAACACCAAAAUCGUAUAUUUGGGUUUUAUGUUUUUAAGAAUAGUGUUUCAAUCCAGAUUUUUACGCUACACUGAGCCAAAUAAACUUAAGAAUUUCUUGACUUAUGAACAACACAUGCAUUUCAUAAGCGUGCCUUAUGGAUGAUUUUCGUCCAACAUGAGGUACCUCUUGUACGCCUUUAACCAUUUCAUUUUUCCACGCAUUGAAAGACGAGCGGUCAACACACAGGCCCCGUAAUGUCAACUUUCAUGGUUCGGUUCCAGUCUGCUUCGUUUUAUUAUUUUUUUGUCAACAUUAUUUUUCAUAAUACUAUUUCUUGUGGCUAAAAUGUAUAAGAGUUCUAAUGGAAUUCUUACGUUCUUUUGCCACGUUAGUAAUGUUCAGUUUUGCAAAAAGAUUUCGUGAGUUGACUCUGUUACAAGAGAACCCAGAUAAAAAUAACCAUAACAUUACAAUAAAACAUCAAUCAAAUACAAAAGAUUAUAUUGUUGACAAUUAACCCUAUUGUAAUUAUAUUGUCCUGGUCAAAUGCACAGCCAACAAUAAUUUUAAUAUCACAUCAAAGUGGAUGCACGUCAAUCGUGUCGCAAAUAUGUUGUAAUAUUACUUGCCAAAAAGGACAAAAUUAUCAUUAUCAUUAUCAUGAGCUGACAUUACUCAGUUAAAAUUAUUUUGUAAUUUUACACGAAUUUCCAUGCACAUAAAAUGAGCAAUUUGCAUAAAAUCGAACGGAUUGUCAA
This is a messenger RNA of Ochlerotatus camptorhynchus, 1617 nucleotides long. Its product is annotated as protein takeout-like. The transcript has 3 exons. Lineage: Eukaryota; Metazoa; Arthropoda; Insecta; Diptera; Culicidae. The record is from RefSeq and is a predicted model, not a curated record. Bases 75 to 674 code for a protein of 199 amino acids.